Molecule: messenger RNA, 4050 nt
Organism: Trichophyton benhamiae CBS 112371
Lineage: Eukaryota; Fungi; Ascomycota; Eurotiomycetes; Onygenales; Arthrodermataceae
Exons: 12
Coding region: 1-4050 (1349 amino acids)
Biological process (GO): protein phosphorylation
Cellular component (GO): cytoplasm
Molecular function (GO): protein serine/threonine kinase activity; ATP binding
Source: RefSeq, a predicted model, not a curated record
AUGGUGGUGUCCCGACCCCGCGAGCGCGAGCAACAGGAUAAUGGAGACGCCAGCGCCACCCGCACCUCAAAUACCCCUACCAGGAGGAUGUCGAGAGCUGACUCCAGCCCGCCCAAGAAGGACCGGGACAGGGAGAGGGACCGGGACAGGGACAGGGACCGGCAGAUCAAGUCCUCGGCCAAAGACGUCGCGGAACUCACUGACUUUGUAUGUCUUCUCUAUCUUGCCGUGAGGGAGGGAGAGAGAAAGAGAAAGAGAGAGGAGGGGCGGGAGUUGACAGACAGUGAAUGGAUGGAAUGGCUAAUAGCUCUGAAUUGGGGCACCGGCGAGACAGUUGCCGUCAAGCAGAUACGGCUGGCGGAUCUGCCAAAAAGUGAGCUGAGGGUUAUCAUGCAAGAAAUAGACCUGUUGAAGAAUCUAGAUCAUCCAAAUAUCGUCAAGUACCAUGGUUUUGUAAAGUCUGCCGAAACCCUAAACAUCAUAUUAGAAUCUAACACGUCUGAUAGGUACUGCGAAAACGGCUCGCUGCAUUCGAUCUCCAAGAACUUUGGCCGGUUCCCUGAGAACUUGGUUGGACUAUAUAUGUCUCAGGUCCUCCACGGAUUGCUAUAUCUGCACGAACAAGGUGUCAUACACAGGGACAUAAAGGGCGCAAACAUCUUGACUACAAAGCAGGGCCUAGUGAAGCUUGCGGAUUUUGGUGUCGCCAGCCGAACUACGGGUCUUCAUGAGUCCAGCGUCGUCGGAACACCGUACUGGAUGGCUCCCGAGGUUAUUGAACUAUCCGGUGCUACAACAGCUUCGGAUAUAUGGAGUUUAGGCUCAACUGUUAUAGAACUGCUUGAAGGGAAGCCGCCGUACUAUAAAUUCCAACCCAUGCAGGCCUUAUUCCGCAUUGUCAAUGACGACCACCCCCCGCUGCCCCAGGGCGCUUCUCCUGCCGUACGGGACUUCCUGAUGCAGUGCUUUCAGAAGGACCCGAAUCUACGGGUGUCUGCCAGGAAAUUGCUCAAACACCCAUGGAUAGUGAAUGUUCGUCGAUGUGACUCCGUUGUCCCCAAGAAAUCAACAGAGUACGAAGAGGCAGUCAGGAGCGUUCAGGAGUGGAACGAAGCACUUCGGUCCCCUAAUUCAAAUGCCAUCCGCAAGCCCUCCCAGCACCAGCAACCAGGAAUAGGGAGUAGCCCUAUCUCAACGCAAAAGGAACCUAACCCUCUAAAUAUACCAAACCGAGACACCUCGUCUCUAUUAAACAUGAAUGCUGCAGAAAAGUAUCGCUCCCCAGAGAACACCAACGAUGAUAAUUGGGACGACGACUUUGCCUCUGCCAUCUCUCCCGGUGCACUUCACCUGCCACACCUCAAACCACAAGAUAAUUUCGACGGAAUGCUAUCUCCUGAAAAAUUGAAAGCCUUUGCAUCUCUUGAAGGCAUAACGGAGCUCUGCCAGACAGAUAACCCCGGUAUAGACAAUGACGGCCAGAUUAACGAUGCCAUGAAUAAUGACGAACCCGACCCCUUGCAAACUAUUCGGCCACGUUCUCGAAGGUCUUUUGAUGACGAAGUUAUGCCACCACGCAGCCCACGCAGAAGGCAUAGACAAUACCCGGUUUCUGCGUUUAGGAGAGGGCCGAUUAUAUCGUCGACGUCAGGAGCGGUGAAACCAAUUCGUCAACGACCAGCAAAUUUCUACGAAGAGAGCUCCGUCGAAGAUUAUUCAGAUCUCAUUGAAGCAAACGAUGAAGUUCUGGAAAGUAAAUUAUCUGCCAUGCCGGGCAUCGGACAAGACGAAAGUGCAGCCCAUACACAGCCCGUAAUGGGCCAAGAGAUCUUCUCGGGAGAUGAAAACACCCCCGUAAAACCAAGCGUACAUAGGAGAAAGAGGUCAGAAUUUGCUCGAUCUCGAUCAGCUAUUGAGAUAGAAAUGUAUGCAGAGGAUGAGGCAGACGAGGACUUCUCUGAUAUUCUGGGCGACAAUGAAAAUACCCUUGUCAAACUGGAGAGUGAGGAGGGCUCAGAUCGUAGCACCUUGAUGCUCAAUUCGAAACUAUCAACAAACUCAUGGCUGGGAGACAUUGAUGACGAGGAUGAUCCGUUUGCUCAGCUAGAGGAAGGCCUAGACGAACUCGACUUGGAAGCUAAUAUUGCACGAGAUAAAUAUGCACGGCUACGCAAUCAGGUGGAGGGACUUGUUAGCUCUUUGAAAACCUCACAGGACGACGAAGUUCUAGUGGAUAUCUCAGAGCAAUUGAUGACUAUAUUUUCAGAUAUGCCGGAAACAAAGUCUGUCAUCAUGAGUGCUCACGGAAUGCUUCCUAUUCUAGAAAUUUUAGACACCUGCAGGCGCCGGGAUGUAAUUUCCAACUUGUUGAAAAUUGUCAAUGCUAUCAUCUACAAUGAUUAUGAGAUUCAGGAAAAUCUGUGUUUCGUUGGUGGCAUCCCGAUUAUCAACAAGUUUGCUUCGAAGAAAUACCCAAGGGAAAUCCGUCUUGAGGCUGCGGCAUUUGUCCAGCAAAUGUACCAGACAUCAACUCUGACAUUGCAAAUGUUUGUCAGUGCUGGUGGACUGAAUGUCCUUGUCGAAUUCCUUGAAGAUGAUUAUGAGGAUGAAAGAGAGCUUGUGCUUAUCGGUGUCAAUGGUAUAUGGAGUGUGUUUGAGUUACAGGGAUCAACUCCAAAGAAUGACUUCUGUCGCAUACUUUCUCGAAACUCGGUCUUGGAUCCCUUGUCCCUCGUCUUGAGCAGAGUACUCGAUGAGGAAGAGGGUGAAAUGGCAGAGGUCUGCGAGGCUCGCAUUUCUAACAUCUUCUUCAUAUUCUCACAAGCCGAAAGCCACGUUAAAGAGAUGGUGGCAGAGAGAACCGUAUUGCAUCGUGUAUUGAAAGAAUUGAAGAGAAUGUCACCCACUCCUCAGAUAACGAUGCUCAAAUUUAUAAAAAACCUCUCCAUGCUGUCCACAACUCUUGAUUCUCUCCAAAACUCAAAUGCUAUUGACGUUCUAACUGAACUUCUCCGAUCAACAAUGAAAAAGCCUCAUUUCCGCGAAGUAUCAAAUCAGAUACUAAACACUAUCUAUAAUAUGUGCCGUCUAAGCAAGUCAAGGCAAGAAGACGCUGCUUUGAACGGCAUAAUACCUUUACUACAAAAAAUUGUUAAAACAGAACGGCCAUUGAAAGAAAUUAUCCUCUUUUUACUAAUAAGUAUUAUCAGGCUCCAAGAAGAAACCGCCAAAGUUGAAGAGUACCUCCUCGAUACCCAACAUGGAGACUCUUCCUUCACUAUAGCCAUUAUCCGAUGCAUGACAAUAUCAAAAGCCAAUGCCUUUGAGAACCUCCUUGAGCCUUUGCAAAAGUUGCUUCGGCUAAGUCCCGCCAUUGCAGCUACCUUUGCCAGGCCCGAUAUGUUUGAACGCAUUGGGCAAAAACUACAGCAUACUAAGCCAUCCGUUAGAGUGAACUUACUGCGAAUCCUAUCUACGAUAUGCGAUUCCAGCCAGGAACAAUGUGGCCUGCUUCGUCGCUACGGUUUACUUGAUGCUAUACGAGAACUGCAGAAAGACUCUCGUGUCCUUGUGAGAGAGCUCGCGGGUCAACUAGUAAAGAACAGCGAAGAUAGCGAUAAUGCAAGUUUGAAUGGGUCAAAACGAAGGCAAAGACGAAGAAGCACCUCUACAGCUGCUCCACCUAGCCUAAUAUCCAGCCACUCCAUGCCAGCUUCGCCUCAAGUGACUAGACCAAUUUCCCAAAAGCCAUAUUACGAAGGCCGAGAGUCUUCUCGCCGUCAGAACGGACUCGAUAGUUCUCUAAACCUCCGUCCUGGGAGCCGGGAUGGUGGAAGGCCGCCAAAUAUUCAUCCUGGUUUGUCGGGCAACGGCAGCACAGGAUUACCGGGCAAGACGCCGCGACUGAAUCAUAGGUUAUCACAACAAAUACUUCCCGGCUCACCGCAAAAGGAAGAAAUCAGGACCCCUACCACAACACGAACACCGUCCCUCCUUCAACCAUCAUCAAGGAGGCGCAGACAAACUAAUACCAGCUCAAACUGGUCUUGA